Aspergillus terreus NIH2624 is the source of this 1149-nucleotide messenger RNA. RefSeq lists its product as uncharacterized. Bases 1 to 1149 code for a protein of 382 amino acids. NCBI's taxonomy places the organism in Eukaryota, Fungi, Ascomycota, Eurotiomycetes, Eurotiales, Aspergillaceae. The record is from RefSeq and is a predicted model, not a curated record. The transcript has 2 exons.
AUGGCCGAUAACAUGCUGUGCUGCGUAGCAUGUGGAGCGAUGAUUCCUCCAGGCGACAGUUCGAGUAUACUAAGAGAGCGAGUGGAUUGGACCAAGCAGUCGGGUUCUAGAAGGUCAAGCAAAAUCUUCGAGGUGCCGAGUAUGCUGCUGGAGCAGACCAGCUUCGAGAAAACACCUACACUGUGGUCAUCUUACUACAGGACAAUUCUCGAUGAUCCCAGAAAAGACCGUCAGUCCAUAUCCGGAAUAUGCUCGAAUGAUAGUAUUUACGGAAGACCUGCCGCGUUCAGAGCUUUCGCGUUCAGACCUUUUCGCUACAUUCCGCCCGAUCCUCAGACAGCUCGCAUCCUUGGAACUGCACUCGGGAGCAACAAAGCGAGCAUAAGUUUCUGUAUGGCCACUAUGUUCGAGCCCGACCUGAAUAGGAAAAUGGGUAGACGAAUCGGCUAUCCGGUGCAUGUCCACUGCUGGAUGCUCAUGGACCGCGUGAUCGGACACGAUGUUGUCAAAGAGCACCUGUGGGUGUUCAUAGAGGCGCUGCACAAUUUCUGGAGUACACGCUCAGAUAUCUGGGGCAUCGACCUUGUACAUGAGCCUGAGGAAAGCCCUUGUUAUGAAGGUGAUCAAUACUGGCUCAGGAGACAUCGCAUUCGCGACCCCCCACUGCGCUGGCUUCCAAAGGUCCACAGUUCAGGAAACCCAGUCCAUAUCCAGGGCAUUGAAGCAUUGAUCGCACGAGCGACCCAGUCCAGUGACAGCGACGCAGACGCCCAGCCCCAACGAAGAUAUGGCUCAAUUUUUGCCAACGUCCCGUUGGAAGUUGUGGAAUACAUGGUGGAUGUGAUUUUUGAGACCCAGCCUAACAGUAAAGCGGCUCCUGAUGAUAUACGUAACAUGCUGGAGGCCUUUCAGUGGAAGCUGCCUGGCAGCUACUGGAGAUCGCGAUGUCCUGUAAAUCUGUUAUUCGAGCUGGAUGAUCUCAGUCAAAAGGGUGUCACGGUCAACUGGGGGGAAGUCUGGUUUGAACUAGAGCAGCUACUCUUCAGGCGUGAGUGGUACUGCGAAAGCGGUUUAAAGAACCGGGGGCGGACUUUGAAAAUGCUCUAUGAUCUUAAAGAUUGCUUUUUGAACACUCUGAAAGGUGGAUGA